AACAGACACAACCUACACAUGCUUGCCAUGGAAGAGUGAGCUCGCUUGCAGGUGAUGGAGACUCUGGGAAAGGCAUUUGAUGCUGCUGUUGCUGAAAUCCUGAUUGCUUCCGCACAAAAGGACGUACCGCUUGCACAAUUUGCUGAUUCUCUCAAAAAGACGCGCAAUGCUAUCUUUUUUGACGAAGAAGUGCCUCUCAUUGUGCUACUACGCUUCUCUACAGCUCAUACAGAAGACCAAAUCAAGUCUCUAUCUGCUGGAGUCACAAUCAAUGUCGAUGCUACGGUAUCUGAAGUAGCAGAGUCAGCUGAUGCUUCUGCCGGUCGCAAAGCACCUGGACAGCUUGUCUUCUCUGAGCGUCUAACACCAGGAUGUCUUCUAGGAGUGAUAAAAGAUACAGAAACAGUCAUGCUUGCUUGGUCAUCCAAAAUCUUCAUUCCUUUCGUCAAGGCUCGCACUGGAGCUAGUCGUACUACAUUCAAUGUCACACUCAACUACGAGCCUAGCAUCGAAGCUUGUCAAAUACAAAAUGCGUAUAUGAUUGACGAGUCAGAAGCGAGCGACCUGAACAUCUUGCAGAGCCUGUGCAAUGAUGCUGAUUUGGGCCCACAUGGGCCGCGACUCUCAGCAAGCCGCCUACUUACCCUGAGUUCUGCGCGUACAGAAUCUGCACAGGUCCGACUAAGAAAGCAUGCACGUCGAACAUUCCCCUGCAAGUCUGCCAUUAGCUUGCGAAUACAGAGCACGUUCCUGCCUCACGCAAACCGAGCACUCGUCUCACUCGAAAUUGAGGCCUCAGUUGAAACAGACAAGGACAAAUGGGUCGAAGUGGUUGAGAUGACUGCACUCACUUCUGAUGGGAGCAAAGUUUCUGCCCUUGGCGCACCACUUAUGCCACUCAGACUUCGAGCGCGCGAGCAACUAUCAUUAGUGUACGAGCUUUCACCCUCUCAGCUCAGCACAGGCCCUACAAUUCCUGCUGAAUUCCUUAUGCUCCUUCAGCCAAACGUCUCGACCGAUGCCUUAGGGAACAGCCCUGAAAUUCGCUCGAAAUGGGCAACCAUCAUCCGCAUCCGACCCGAUGAGCCGCCACAGCAUGGCAAACGACCAACGAGCCAGGUUGUUAGCCCAAAGGGUCAACCGCCAGGCGACAGGCUUUCCAGGCGUAUCUCGACGCAGUCUACAAAUAGUAGCCGUGCAGCUGGACAUCCAUUUGAAGGCAUUCAGCUGAAGAUUACAACACCGACAGGCUGUCUACUUGGAGAGACAAUUACAGUAUCUCUAGCUGUGAGCAAUCAAACGAAUCAACACAAGGCACUCCUUGUACAAGUGCCACAAUCUACGCAAGGAUCCAAGCAGCUGCCAAUGCUACCAACAUCAAAUGAUCAAAGACUAUCGCUGCAAGGUCGCCAAAGUCUAAGGACUGCAGUGGGCGGUGAUGUGGAUUUGAUUUGUCUGACAAAUGAGGUGCGUGUAGGACCUCUAGCACCAAAAGCCAUGCGUCUUGUCCAAUUGCAAUUCAUUGCUAUGAAUAUUGGCAUGAUGAGACUUAGGGACAUUCGAGUAAUAGACUUGCAAACAGCCCAAGCAGUCGAUGUGCAGAUUGAUGGGCAACUCCUGGUAAGAUCCGGCGCUUGACUGCCUGUCACGAGACUCCCACAUCAGCCAAGAGCAGCGAGCCGCUUCUCUUCUGCAGCAAUGUCUGUCAUUUGCGAAGCGUAGAACUCAACCUCCUCCUUUGUUGCGUCUGGCAGCGGCGCCCGGGAAUGACCGCCAUGCCGGCCGAGAAUAUCAAGUGUUGCACGUACACCCGGCAGGAAGGCCUUCAUCAUGUGGUACUCAUA
Molecule: messenger RNA, 1844 nt
Organism: Protomyces lactucae-debilis
Lineage: Eukaryota; Fungi; Ascomycota; Taphrinomycetes; Taphrinales; Protomycetaceae
Product: TRAPP trafficking subunit Trs65-domain-containing protein
Exons: 2
Coding region: 55-1638 (527 amino acids)
Biological process (GO): intra-Golgi vesicle-mediated transport
Cellular component (GO): TRAPPII protein complex; trans-Golgi network
Source: RefSeq, a predicted model, not a curated record